Protopolystoma xenopodis is the source of this 690-nucleotide messenger RNA. NCBI's taxonomy places the organism in Eukaryota, Metazoa, Platyhelminthes, Monogenea, Polystomatidea, Polystomatidae. The record is from the annotation of a GenBank genome assembly.
AUGCGUGAACAUCUUCCGUAUCUUAAGGCCAAAAAGCUAACUAGAGGGCAGUGGUCUUGUAUUAGAAGAAUAAUAGGUCGCCCUCGGCGUUUUAGCUCAACCUUUUUAGAAGAAGAACGUCUUAGUGUUCAAGGAAAACGGAGAAAUUUAAGAUUUUUACAACAAUUUACAGAUAUAGAUGCAGAAACCCCCGAUGUCUCUGAACAUUUAGAAGCUCUUCUCUCCUGUUUGCCCUCGUCCGUCAAUAUCCCUCCUCAACUUCGAGUUGGCAUUAAAGUUUGUGUCAGGUUGUAUAAACCAGUUCGUGGGCUUUAUUCUGGCAUAAUUCAAGAUGUUGAUACACCUCAAGGAAGCUAUGGUGUAUGGGUCGAAAAUGUUAUUUUUUCUGAGUCUUCGAAUUGCAAUGCUAUUGAUCCAAACAGACCAAUUGGUUAUAAGUUAGUUAUGGAAGAAGAAAUUUUCCCCCUUCCUGGCAAUUGUUUGUCUCAAUCAACUCCCCUUUCAGAAAUCCGUAACAGGUUUUCUAUGCGUAGCAUCAUGUCUGACGUAGUGUUUCCAGUGCAUUCUCAACAUGAAUCAAUCAAUGGAUCUCUAAAUGCAAAAGAGGAUGGUUCCGGGGGAAAUCCCAUGAGUAUUAACUACAGUACAGCCUUGGUGUCUAUGCGAUCCAAUUAUGAAUCUGGUUUGUAA